AAAGAUAUCGAAAGUGAUCCUUUAUAUUAAUAGUGAAUAAAUUAAUAAUUGAAUUCGAAAUAAAAAAAUGAUUGGAAACUAUUAUUAAUAUAAUAAUUCAUCUUCAGACUUUCCGCCAAGGCAUAAGUGUGUAAGUGUAAGUUUAACUAUUAGUUACUAUUAUUAACCAAGUUAUCAAUUGAUAAUCACUAGGUAAUUAUCACCUUUCCAUUUGGAUCUCACUGGGCCUCAGUUGAUAUUUUUUGCUUCGUUCAAUUAAAUUUUCACUUAUCUUAUUUCAUUUAAAGAAAAUCAAUUUAACUUCUUGUGCCAAGAAAUUUAAUCAUGAGUUGUUCAAAGCCCGUUGAUUCACCGAUAGAUAAGUUGACGAUUAUUGAUAAAAAAAAUAAUCAAUCUUUUAAAGUACCAAAGGAUAUUGCUUGUUCUAAAAGCAAUUAUUUUCAAGGAGCGUGUGAGAAUACUAAAUCUGAUGAUUUGGAAAUACUAUUAGAUAUCGAUGCAGUUGCUUUUCAAGUUGUGAUGGAUUAUUUGGUUAGAGAUCGAGUGUCAAUCGACUUUCAUUCCGUUUUGCCAACAACGGUAGCUGCUGAUUAUCUGCAGAUAGAUGAUCUUUUGAACAAGUGUCGUGAUUUUUUCUUGAAAAAUUUCACAAUCAAUCAGUUACCCAUUGUUAUUGAUUCUCUUCAUGUUACAGUGCCUUUGAUUUUUAUAAACAAACAGAAAGUUGAUUGUUUCAUCAAACGACACUUUCUUAAAAUUGCAAAUACGCCAUCUUUUCUCCUCUUUCCACUCAAGACUAUUGAAUAUAUUUUGGAACUGGAUGUUAUUGUUGAUUCAGAAUUUCGCAUAUUCGAAGCGAUUCUACGAUGGAUUGAACACGAUAAUGAACGAAAAACGUAUUUGUCGGAUUUGUCCAAGUUUAUUCGCUGGUCACAUUUGAGUGAAUUGGAGAGGAACAUGAUAAAAGCUAAUUCUUUGGUUAUGGAAAUGUCCGCUGAGUUCGAAGUAUCAAUGAAUGCGGUAUUGGAGAAAAAAAAUAAUUACAGGAUUAGUUCAAAGUCAAUUGUCGAAAUUUAUGAGAUGAAUGAUAAAAUUAAAGUUUUUUUCCACCUAAAUGAGGGAAAUGUACCUUUAGCUGAAUUUGAUCUAUGCAAUGAGAUCUCUGACAAUGUUUUCACCAAUGAGUAUACUACCGAUAUUAUUUUCGAUUCGGGAAGAAAAGGAAUUCGAUUGGAUUGUGAAAAUAAAAAAUACAAGUAUCUUAAUAUGUUCGGUAAAAUGGAUUCUUAUUAUGGUCAAGUAGCGAACUACAUAAUGGACUAUCCUACUAACGGCAAAAGGUAUGAUAACAGCCUAUUAAUACUAAAUGCAAGCUUUUUCACUAAAAUUAAUACUUUUAAUUUUUAUUUAAAAUUUUUAUUUAUUUAUAUUUUUACAUUCAGUGAUGUUUAUACCAAGCAUAUAAGCGAAAAUUAUUUCCAUGCUGUUACCUUCACCUUGGAUGAUGGUGUUUUGAGCAGUGUUGCUUACGAAAUCGUUAAAAACAAAAAAGUAUUCAAUGAUCAAGUCAAUCCUUCAGAAUACCAUGUUUGUGUAAUCCAGGAUAUAGUUUAUCUACUCAACAAGUCGUUUACUAUGUUCCAAUUCAAUCUGAAUGAUAAAACCUGGAAAGAAAUCAAAUUUAUUGAUGAAGAAGGUUUGGACUUCAAACGCUUGGAACUUCUCAAUUACAAUGAUAAACUCUGCGUUUGUGAUAAAUCCUCUAAGAAAGUUUAUGAAUAUCAAACUUUCGGGGAAAAUUGGUGCUGUGUAAAGAAAAUUGGGUUGGAAGAUGGCACUCUCACCUUGUGUUUUUAUGUCGAUGGUGAAAUAUUUCUCGAAGAUGCUUAUGAAGGAGGACAAUCGAUUCGCUUAAUCAAUUGGAACGAGCCAUUAAUUAAAUGUUAUUUCAGUUUGCGAACUGGAUUAGAAUUACCCAUUGUUAUUGAUUCUCUUCAUGUUACAGUGCCUUUGAUUUUUAUAAACAAAAAGAAAGUUGAUUGUUUCAUCGAAAGACACUUUCUUAAAAUUGCAAAUACGCCAUCUUUUCUCCUCUUUCCACUCAAAACUAUUGAAUAUAUUUUGGAACUGGAUGUUAUUGUCGAUUCCGAAUUUCGCAUAUUCGAAGCAAUUAUACGAUGGAUUGAACACGAUAAUAAUCGAAAAUCGCAUUUAUCAGAUUUGUCCAAGUUUAUUCGCUGGUCACAUUUGAGUGAAUUGGAGAGGAACAUGGUGAAAACUAACUCUUUGGUUAUGGAAAUGUCCGUACAGUUCGAAGUAUUAAUAAAUGCGGUAUUGGAGAAAGAAAGUGAUAAUAGAGUUAAUUCAAAGUCACUUGUCGAAAUUUAUGAGAUGAAUGACACAAUUAAAGUUUUUAUCUACCCAAAUGAGAAUAAAGGCCCUUUGGCUGAAUUUGCUCUAUGCAAUGAGAUCUCUGACAAUGUUUUCACCAAUGAGUAUACUAUCGAUAUUAUUUACGAUUCGGGAAGAAAAGGAAUUCGAUUGGAUUGUGAAAAUAAAAAAUAUAAGUAUCUUAAUAUUUGGUGAUAUAGAUUCUUAUUAUGGUCAAAUAGCGAACUACACAAUGGACUAUCCUA
This is a messenger RNA of Panonychus citri (citrus red mite), 2636 nucleotides long. RefSeq lists its product as uncharacterized. The transcript has 4 exons. The coding region runs from base 325 to 2586 and encodes 753 amino acids. NCBI's taxonomy places the organism in Eukaryota, Metazoa, Arthropoda, Arachnida, Trombidiformes, Tetranychidae. The record is from RefSeq and is a predicted model, not a curated record. Gene Ontology annotation, molecular function: protein binding.